This is a messenger RNA of Podospora anserina S mat+, 144 nucleotides long. RefSeq lists its product as uncharacterized. Bases 1 to 144 code for a protein of 47 amino acids. NCBI's taxonomy places the organism in Eukaryota, Fungi, Ascomycota, Sordariomycetes, Sordariales, Podosporaceae. The transcript is spliced from 3 exons. Gene Ontology annotation, biological process: mitochondrial electron transport, ubiquinol to cytochrome c. The record is from RefSeq and is a predicted model, not a curated record.
AUGCUUGGUGCCGUCUUUGCCGGUGCCUUUGCGUUCAACAUGGGCUACGACACUGUCAUGAACAAGGUCUGGGACCACCACAACCGGGGGCGCCAAUGGAAGGACAUCCGCCACAAGUACGCCGAGUCUGAGGACGACGAGUAA